AUGGGAAUAAUCACAGUUGAGCCACCGAAAUACGACGUCUUGUUCAGAUAUCAGCCUCAGGACUUUCUUGGCCCACUACCAACACCAAAUGAUGUUGAGAGCGGUGAGCCAUUGCCAAACCACAAUGGAAGCGCCGAUCUUGUUCGAGUCCGAGAAAAGUUCGUUAUGAAAUACGGUUCAGAGGUACGACCUAUAGAAGCUCACAAUAUGCUCUACGUCUCAAAACACACUUCAGUAGUGUUACCUAAGGUCUAUGCUAUUUAUCAACAAAAAGAAGAACAUAAUGUCAUCACGUUUAUUCUUAUGCAAUACAUACAGGGUAAAACCCUCAAGGAACUUUGGGCACAACUUGACAAAACGCGGAAGACCUCUAUUGCCAAGACUCUCCGCACUUCAUUCGAUCAGCUUCGACAGUUGGAGCACCCAGGCUAUUUCGGUAACAUCAACGGUGGACCACCGCUAGAUGAUGUAUUCACGGGAACCCAAGGAGGCCUUGACAAUAUCACAUCACCUUUUGCGACCGAGGAAGAGUUGAUAAACUCCGUCAUUCAAAUCUACGCGCUCGAAACUGGAGGCCGAACUGCUCACAAGGUACGAUAUUAUCAUCAUGUCCUGCCAACCGUCCUCUGCAGCAACAAGGCUCCUGUCUUCACGCAUAACGACUUGCAGAGGAAAAACGUCAUUGUGCAAGACGACGGGACUGUUGUCAUUAUUGAUUGGGAGUAUUCGUCUUGGUAUCCCAACUACUGGGAAUACGCGUCUGCCAUGUUUGCAAAUGGUGGUUGGACGGACGACUGGGAUGAAUACUUGAGCAUAAUAUUGGAUGAAUAUCCCAACGAGGCACUUUGGGUGUCAACUAUGAAGACUGAGAUGUGGAGUUAG
Molecule: messenger RNA, 882 nt
Organism: Fusarium poae
Lineage: Eukaryota; Fungi; Ascomycota; Sordariomycetes; Hypocreales; Nectriaceae
Exons: 1
Coding region: 1-882 (293 amino acids)
Source: RefSeq, a predicted model, not a curated record